Molecule: messenger RNA, 333 nt
Organism: Penicillium maclennaniae
Lineage: Eukaryota; Fungi; Ascomycota; Eurotiomycetes; Eurotiales; Aspergillaceae
Exons: 2
Coding region: 1-333 (110 amino acids)
Source: RefSeq, a predicted model, not a curated record
AUGGACUUUCUCAUCAUCCAACACAAAUACAAGAUCUUCACUCAAGACAAGAGUCUCUACUCAACACCUUACAUCGCCACUUACAAAGACCACUCAAUACUCAAAACAAUGUCCUCCACAACAAAGUCUUCCCAGGACGCCCGUCUUCAGAAUGACUACGGUGCUGAUUACUGGAUUCGCAACCCUGCAGAGGAGCACCGCCGCCCUACCGCCGGAAGAGGCCUUUUCGCUGGUCUUCAAGACACCAAGCACUACAACGUGGAAUCCGGCUGGGCUCGUCGCAAAUCUUCUGCCGAGUCGACUGGAAUCCUGGGAUCGCUCUGGGGCCGGUAA